Molecule: messenger RNA, 1873 nt
Organism: Arachis ipaensis
Lineage: Eukaryota; Viridiplantae; Streptophyta; Magnoliopsida; Fabales; Fabaceae
Gene: EGY2
Product: ethylene-dependent gravitropism-deficient and yellow-green-like 2
Biological process (GO): proteolysis
Source: RefSeq, a predicted model, not a curated record
UUCUCCCGCUUACCUAUGUCCUCGAAGCACGAGAAAAAAAAAAGAUCUUUUCGCGGUAACUACAAAAAAAGGGGGAUAGCUUGUCUUCUCUUCUCUUCUCUGCUAUUCAUAGUAACUUCACCUAUCUCUCUGAACGAAAAAACCAUGAACUUCUCGGCGGCACCGUCAGCCACUUUUCGCGGGAAUCUCGUUCCCUCCUCGCGCUGCGCCACUUGCUUUGAAUUCAAUCUUCGUUGUCAACUUCCUUCCUCCAUUGGUUUUCGCCGCUCUCUACGGCGUUGGAGUUCCUUCAAGCUGAGCUCGAGCUUCAGAGGGAAGAGACGAAUUGCUUGUAGUGUUACUGAGCCACAUUCAGAUCCCGAGGGUGACAAUGAGGAGGAAAAAAAAGAACAUAAAACUGGAGAAACACAACCUUUGCAAGAUUCCUUUGAGCAAAGUAGUCCUCAGUCUGAAGAUGUAGAACAGCUAAAUAGUUUUAGUGAAAAUAAGGAUCAAAGUGAUGUGCAGAGUGUGGAUACCAUUGAAGUUGCCAGUGGAUCACCACUGCCAGGUGUGAAGCCUCAGCAACUGGAUGAUGCAAUAAAAAUUCCCAAGGAAACUAUUGAAAUUCUUAAGAACCAAGUAUUUGGAUUUGAUACCUUUUUUGUGACAAGCCAAGAUCCUUAUGAGGGUGGGGUGUUGUUUAAAGGAAAUCUACGAGGGCAAGCUUCUAAAAGUUAUGAUAAGAUAUCAAAAAGGAUGCAAGAAAAAUUCGGAGAUGAAUACAAACUUUUCCUGCUGGUCAAUCCUGAGGAUGAUAAGCCAGUUGCUGUAGUGGUUCCAAGAACAACCUUACAACCUGAGACAACUGCGGUACCUGAAUGGUUUGCUGCUGGAGCUUUUGGACUUGUUACUGUGUUUACGUUAUUGCUUCGCAAUGUUCCUGCUUUGCAAUCUAAUUUAUUAUCAACUUUUGACAAUCUGAACUUGUUAAAGGAUGGCUUGCCUGGGGCCGCUGUUACUGCUCUCAUUCUGGGUAUACAUGAACUUGGCCACUUUUUAGUUGCCCAGAACAUUGGUGUUAAGCUUGGGGUUCCAUUCUUUGUUCCUAGCUGGCAGAUAGGCUCUUUUGGUGCUAUUACAAGGAUAAGAAACAUCGUAUCCAAUCGUGAAGAUCUGCUAAAGCUUGCUGCUGCUGGACCAAUAGCUGGCUUUUCCUUGGGUUUUCUGCUUCUGCUUUUAGGUUUUGUCUUACCUCCAAGUGAUGGUCUUGGCGUUGUUGUUGAUGCCUCUGUAUUUCACGAGUCAUUUCUUGCUGGCGGCAUUGCAAAGCUGCUUCUUGGUGAGGUGCUCAAGGACGGCACGCCAAUCUCCGUCAAUCCUCGAUGGAGGGAGAAUAUCUUUUGCCAUAUGGGGAAGAAAGGCGUCAGUUCGCUUGACAGGAUUUUCGAUUGUGUUGCUUGGACUCUCGUCUCUGAUUGAUGAUGUAGCAUUCUACUGGGUAGUUCUCAUAUUUUUCUUGCAACGAGGUCCAAUUUCUCCUCUCUCUGAAGAAAUAAGUGAUCCUGAUCAGAAGUAUGUUGCGUUUGGAAUAACAGUUUUGCUCUUAGGCUUGUUGGUGUGCUUGCCUUAUCCUUUUCCAUUUACAGAUGAAACACUAGCAAGUUUCUAGCAAUAAUGGCCACGUAACUCUGGCAGCACUGCUAGAGAGUGUUCGUGCAUGAAAGUUUUGAAAAAUUGAGUGUACACUAUAGGAUUGUCAAUGAAUCGUAACCGUUAACGUCCGUUCAAACAUAUACUUCUCAAGAUAUCAAACAUCAUUGUUCCACACGUCCCCCUUUGUAAUUCAUGGAAUUCGUUUAUACAAGGACGUUUUCUUUUUUUUCUUUUUUUU